AUGGGUAGAGGCUGGGGCUUUAGCACGAAGAUCAGUGUUUGGCUGUACAAGAUGAUUCUGCUGCCGCAGUUGAUGUACGCAGAUGUAGUUUGGAGGUCCAGGGCGAACAGGGUGGAGAUGGGGAACUGGCUCACAUGCCUAGAAGGAAAAUUCAUGAGUGCAGCCACUGCGCUCAUGAAAAGUACGCCCACGGACGCCCUUAAAAUCGCCCUCGACCUGCCUCCACUCGAUCUUUUUGUGGUGAGUAAGGCAGAAUCAACACCAUACACUUUUGUACCAGAGGGAACGGAUUCAAGCGGGAGCGGCACCAAUGUUAUGAACUGGUCCACAAACGGCUCAGGAUACAAAGACUGCUUUGGAGCAGGACUGUAUGGGCCAGGAGAAAACUACAAACGCAGUAGAUCUUUGGGAACAGCGACUACAGUAUUCCAAGCCGAAGUUCUGGCGAUCAAAAAGUGCUCAGAGCUUCUGUUGUCCCGCAUGACAACCAAAAAACAUUUAUUCGUAUGGUCAGGCAGUCAAGCCGCUAUAAAAGCUCUCCUCAAAUCCAGUGCUGACUCUAAGUUGGUCUGGGAAACCAUGGAGAGCCCGGAAAAACUAGGGACGAGCAACAAGGUAACCCUUGCCUGGGUCCCAGGUCACGAGGACAUCCAAGGCAACGAAAUGGGAGACGGGUUGGCGAAGCAAGGGGCAAUAAAUGCGGACGAGGCUACGCCAGUGGGACUCCCCCAUGACGUGGGUGUAAGCCACAUAAAGGAAAAGCUCCGGCUGGAACAAUCGGAGCAGUGGAAAGAUACAAAGAUCUGCAGGGGGACAAGGGCAAUCAUGUCUGGCCCUAGUCAGAAAAUGUCGAAACACCUACUGGCUAUGAACAGGAAAAGCGAAAUGACCACUACGAUCAGCUGCUCACAGCACAUGGCAGAUUUAAAGACUCGGAUGGGUGGUGCAGAUUCUGUAAUGAAGCAAAAGAGGACAGUCUACACAUCCUAUGUGACUGUCCGGCUCUAG
This is a messenger RNA of Fopius arisanus, 1008 nucleotides long. RefSeq lists its product as uncharacterized. Gene Ontology annotation, molecular function: RNA-DNA hybrid ribonuclease activity; nucleic acid binding. The record is from RefSeq and is a predicted model, not a curated record. The transcript has 2 exons. NCBI's taxonomy places the organism in Eukaryota, Metazoa, Arthropoda, Insecta, Hymenoptera, Braconidae. Gene Ontology annotation, biological process: DNA replication, removal of RNA primer. Bases 1 to 1008 code for a protein of 335 amino acids.